GAGGGGUCAACGUGCGGGGGAGGCGAAGCGAAGCGGAUCGGAGCGGAGUAGGGAAGCGCGGUGCGGCGGUCAGGACGAUGCUGGAGGCGGCGGCCGCAGCCGAGCCCGAGUUGGACCCCGAGGACCUGGUACAUUUCUCGGUUGGAGACCUGCCCAGCCGUGGCUACGGCGUGAUGGGCGAGAUCCGGAGGCAGGGCAAGCUGUGCGAUGUGACCCUCAAGGUGGGGGACCAUAAAUUCAGCGCUCACCGGAUCGUGCUGGCAGCUUCCAUCCCCUACUUCCAUGCCAUGUUCACCAACGACAUGAUGGAGUGCAAGCAGGAUGAGAUCGUCAUGCAGGGGAUGGACCCCAGCGCACUUGAGGCUCUGAUCAACUUUGCCUACAACGGACACCUGGCGAUCGAUCAGCAGAACGUGCAGUCUUUGCUGAUGGGAGCCAGCUUCCUGCAGCUGCAGAACAUCAAGGAUGCCUGCUGCACCUUCCUCAGAGAGAGGCUUCACCCAAAGAACUGCCUGGGCGUGCGGCAGUUUGCGGAGACGAUGAUGUGCGCAGUGCUCUACGAUGCUGCCAACAGCUUCAUUCACCAGCACUUCGUGGAGGUGUCCAUGUCUGAGGAGUUCCUGGCUCUGCCUUUUGAGGACGUUCUGGAGCUCGUUUCUCGGGAUGAGCUCAAUGUGAAGUCUGAAGAGCAGGUGUUUGAAGCUGCUCUAGCAUGGAUACGCUAUGAGCGAGACCAGAGGGAGCUGUUCCUGCCUGAACUCCUCUCCAAAAUCCGCCUGCCCCUUUGUCGGCCUCAGUUCCUCACUGACAGAGUGCAACAAGACGACCUGGUGCGCUGCUGCCACAAAUGCAGAGAUCUAGUGGAUGAAGCAAAAGAUUAUCACCUCAUGCCAGAGCGUCGACCGCACCUCCCAGCAUUCAAGACCCGUCCUCGGUGCUGCACGUCGAUUGCAGGGCUGAUUUAUGCUGUUGGAGGACUUAACUCAGCAGGUGACUCUCUGAACGUGGUGGAAGUCUUUGACCCCAUUGCCAACCGCUGGGAGAAGUGCCAGCCGAUGACGACGGCGCGGAGCCGCGUUGGUGUGGCCGUGGUGAAUGGGCUGCUCUACGCCAUCGGGGGGUACGAUGGGCAGCUGAGGCUGAGCACUGUGGAGGUGUACAACCCUGAGAUGGAUUCCUGGUCCAAAGUGGAAAGCAUGAACAGCAAACGAAGUGCGAUGGGAACCGUGGUGCUGGACGGGCAGAUCUACGUUUGCGGCGGAUACGAUGGAAACUCCUCGCUCAACUCCGUGGAGUCCUAUUCUCCAGAAACAAACAAGUGGACAGUGGUGACUCCCAUGAGCUCCAACCGCAGCGCUGCUGGUGUCACUGUGUUUGAGGGCAGGAUCUACGUGUCAGGAGGGCACGACGGCCUGCAGAUCUUCAACAGUGUGGAGUACUACAACCAGCACACGGCCACCUGGCACCCGGUGGCCAGCAUGCUCAACAAGCGCUGCCGCCACGGGGCGGCGUCGCUGGGAAGCAAGAUGUUUGUGUGCGGGGGUUACGACGGCUCUGCCUUCCUCAGCAUGGCUGAAGUGUACAGCUCUGUGGCGGACCAGUGGUAUCUCAUCGUCCCCAUGAACACCCGGAGGAGCCGUGUGUCCCUGGUGGCAAACUGCGGCCGCCUGUACGCCGUCGGGGGUUACGAUGGACAGUCCAACCUCAGCUCGGUCGAGAUGUACGACCCGGAGACCAACCGCUGGACGUUCAUGGCCCCGAUGGUGUGCCACGAGGGGGGGGUUGGCGUGGGCUGCAUCCCCCUGCUGACCAUCUGAGGAGGCAGAGGCGAGGAGCUGCCUUGUCACCGACAAUCGUGGGAGAGCUCCAGCCGGCGUUUCCCGCUCUGAUAGCCAGAGAGAUCCAUCUCCAGGUGCU
Molecule: messenger RNA, 1917 nt
Organism: Lagopus leucura (white-tailed ptarmigan)
Lineage: Eukaryota; Metazoa; Chordata; Aves; Galliformes; Phasianidae
Gene: KLHL18
Product: kelch like family member 18
Molecular function (GO): protein binding
Source: RefSeq, a predicted model, not a curated record